GGAUCAGGGGCACCCCCGACACGUGCCCCAGGAAGAAUUUAAAAGAAAUUAAGAAAAAAUUCUGAAAUCAGAGGGGGUGGAAACGCGCGUCUCAUUGUCUCAAAAUUCUGAAAAUCAUCAAAAUUCUCACUAUUCUCUCUUCUCUCUCUACAAAAGAUAAAACUCUAAAUACCCAAAACAAAUCUACCGCCUGCAACCUCUGGCCAGCCGCCGGCCAUCCAUCCUUUCCGUACUCUCCUGCCGUCUGCAGCUGCCUAGUGGCUGGUUCGGUGGAUCCUGUUUCACAAUUCUUAACAAAAACCCUAAAAAUCAAAACUUUGAUUUUUAAGUCAUUACUCAAGCACGUGGAAAGGGAUCUAGGUGCAAUCCAUUACUCGGUUUCUCUCUCUUCUCGAAUUCUUCCCAUUUUUCAGAAUUUGCUGAUACUGUAUCAAACAAAUAUUAGCCGAGAAUAUGGAAUCUUCAGCUGCAUUAUUCACCCAACUUAAAGCUGCCCAACCAUUCUUCUUGAUGGCGGGGCCUAAUGUAAUCGAAUCUGAAGAACACACUAUGCAGAUGGCAAAUCAUAUAAAAGCCAUAACAAACAAACUAGGGGUACCUUUGAUUUUCAAGUCCAGCUUUGACAAAGCUAACAGGACAUCUGCCAAAUCAUUUAGGGGCCCUGGACUGGAUGAAGGGUUAAAAAUCCUUGAGAAAGUGAAAGUAGCAUAUGAUCUUCCUAUAGUUACUGAUGUACAUGAAACCAUUCAGUGUGAAGCAGUCGGUAAAGUUGCUGAUGUGAUUCAGAUCCCAGCUUUCUUAUGCCGUCAGACGGACCUCCUUGUUGCAGCUGCCAAAACUGGGAAAAUCAUCAAUAUCAAGAAAGGGCAAUUUUGUGCUCCUACUGUCAUGGUGAACUCCGCUGAAAAAGUCCGAGGUGCUGGCAAUCAGAAUGUGAUGGUUUGUGAGAGGGGGACCAUGUUUGGGUACAAUGACUUGAUUGUAGAUCCCCGUAACUUGGAAUGGCUAAGAGAAGCUAAUUGUCCCAUUGUGGCUGAUAUCACACAUUCACUACAGCAACCUGCAGGACGGAAAUUGGAUGGCGGAGGCGUUGCUAGUGGAGGGUUCCGUGAAUUGAUUCCAUGUAUUGCAAGAACUGCAGUUGCAGUAGGGGUUGAUGGGAUUUUCAUGGAGGUACACAAUGAUCCAUUAAGUGCACCCGUCGAUGGGCCAACGCAAUGGCCUCUUCGUCAUUUGGAGGAGUUGCUUGAAGAGCUUAUAGCAAUUGCGAAAGUAAGCAAGGGGAAGCAACAAUAUGAAAUUGAUUUGACACCAUUCUGAAAUUAAAGAGGCCUUUUGAGUGUUGCUGGUUUGUAUCCUUUAGUCAUAUUUCAUUUUAUGUGUGGAUUCAGAUCAUUAAUUUAGUUCUAUUGCUUGUAUCAAUCUUGGUGAAGAAGCCCAAACUCCAAACCAUGUAUUGUGAUGUCUCAUCGUGAGACGACUUUAACCCAAACUAUUAAUAAAACACAAUUAUUUCUUUUUUUUAAAAAAAAAAAAAAAAAAAAAAAAAAAAAAAAAAAAAAACUUCCCUGGACUUUAAUUUUCAUUUUAUUUAAUACUCCCUCCGUUCCUUUUUGUUUUUCCACAUUACUAAAACGGGUAGUUCCAUAAGUUUUUCCACUUUAGAAUACUUUCCAUUUUUGGAAAGUUUUUUUUUCCAUUUAUACCCCUCAAAUACCCUCUUUUACCCUAUAUAUUUUUUUAUUUUAAAUGUUGGAUUCAAUUACGGUAUGUGUGCAGCCUCCUUCAUUUAACACCAUCAUCAUUUUCUGCUUCCUCUCCCCACGUUGCUUUCUCUCUCUUCCUUGAGUUUCUUCCAUGGCUUUCUUAGCUUUUAUCCCCUGUUCAUUCCUCUUUUUUACUCCAUUUUUACUGCAUUAAAAUGUAGAUCGGAAUUUGGUCUUCAUUUUGAUGUUCGUUUUGUGAAUUUUGGUUGAGUUUUUUUUUUUCAAGCCCUCUGUUUUGCUUUCUUCUUCGACCAUACCCUCAUACCUUUAUGACGGUUUGUGUGAUCGUGGAGAAUUUUGUUCUUGUUCCAUUAAUGGGAGGUCACACUCUUAUUCAAAUGAAAUUCUUAAAUGGACUAAAAAAGAUCUUGAGGCAUAUCAAAAGGCGAUGGAGGAUGAUGCUACAUCUAGGUUUCGUGAUUCUACCCCUUCUCCUAAUGUUGAAGAAGAAGAAGAUCUUGAGGCAUAUCAAAAGUCUCCAUCUCAUGUUAAUCCUUCAACUUCAUCAAAGAUUCAUGAAGACCAAGUUAAUUUGGUUGUCCCUGACACUCCUGAGGAAGUUAUUGCUGCAAGGGGUAAAAAAAACCCUAAAAAGCGCACGUGAAUUAUGUAAUUUUUUCUUGAAUUUCCUUUUCAUUGUACACUCAUGAUAAGUGCUGGUGAUGUUUGCUGUUGGAUUUGUUUGAUUUUGUGAUGUUUGAUGUUGGAUUUUUUCUGAACCUUUUUGAUUUCUUCUUAUUUUUUUUGGAAGUCUGUUCUUGAAAUUUUUUUAAAAACCCCUGUGAUGUGUUUAUGCAAUUACUUGACUUAAAAUCUGAAAAAUUAUCUAUAAUUACUUGGUUGAGUAGCAAUUGUGUACAAUCGGCACAUUAUAUGAUAUUUUUUUUCAUGUACAGUAAUUUGCGUCAUUUCUUGUUGAAAUUUUAAAAAGCUGAGAGGUUCAAAGACCUCAAUGAUGAAUCAGGGGGCAAAAAAACUGAAAUGAUCAUUAUAUAAUGACGUAAAUACAUAUACAUGAUCUUAAAUUUUCAUUUUGAUGUUGAUUUCAUAAUUAGUUGCUCCUAAGUUUUAUAGAAACAAUUUUGAUGAUGAAAAAAAAUAAACUGAGGGGCUGUAAUUUAUAAUCAUCUUUGAGAUUCUUCCACUGCUUCAUCAUAUGCUUCAAGUAUUUGUUGAUUAAGUUGUGCGGCAUCUUCAUUUUCUGUUUGUGUGCCUUGCUGAUUUGUGCUUGGGUUAAGGAAACGUACACAUUCCCUAACCAAUUGUGAUGGUACUCGCACUUGUAUUCGUAACCUUCCAUUGUCUUCUUGAACUUUCUUCCCUAGGUGUGGCUGAACAUAGUCAUUAGACCCUUUAACCUUUAGGAUUUCAUUUAAGUUGUGUUGUAAUGAAAUCCAAACAUUGGUUAAAGUCUUUGGAUGUAACUCUUCGAAUGCUUCUUCCACUGCUUUUAUUAACUCAUUCAUGUUCUUUGGCAUUUUCUUAUGCAUAAGUGAUUGUAUGCUCCUAAAAAAACCCAAAUCUAGAAUAUUACAAUCGGGACUAUUUGGUGGUUGUUGAGUUAGAAUGAAUGUAAAACCCCCUUGCCUGUUGUUUCGUUGCCAAAUUGGAUCAUCAUUUGUUAUGUGAACCCUUGCAUUAUCUUGUUGGAUGAAAAUUAUCGAUGGACCAUCACUUGGCCAUUUUCUUAGAAUUGCUGGAAUUAAUUGUUCAAUGAGCAUGCUCCUAUAAACUUCCUGAGUAAUCGAAUCAGUUGGUUUAAUUUCUAUAGACCCCCUUGGACGGUUAAUUGAAUUUCUUUGUGCUGCAACCCUACUUACGAAAGGGAAAAUUCCGAUUUUCCCAUCAAAUGAGCAUUGGCCAUAUCGAUUCCAUCUAGGCCUUGCAACCGCCCCUAAAAACAUAGCUUUUGGAAUGAAUUUUGAUGACUUUCCCGCCCUAUAUGGAAUUUUUUCUUUGUGUGCUAUAUAAACUCUUUGUGUCUUCUUGGUUAAGUAAAACCAUUUUUCAUCAAUAUGUAUGAAGUCAUACAUACCUUUAUACAUUGGAUGAAGAUGAAUUGUAUCUUCUUGAAUGAGACUUAAAAUCCACUCAACCCUUCUUAUCUUGUUUGCAUCCGUUAAAUAAGGGUGUAAUGGAUUUGAAUGUGCCUUAAUCUCCCCCCUUCGUAUCAAUCGCCAAACCGUUGUUGGUGCCAAGUCUAAGCAUGUUGCAAUAUCUCUUAUGCAUGUACGUUCACCCAUUGGUUUUGAUUCAAGUACGUUUGGUGGCACUUGAACUCUUUUUCUUCCACAAUUCUUGUACUUUGAAUCGACAACAUAAGGCUUGUUUUCUUCUUUGGUUUCAAUUGCACGUUUCCAUAUGUUUCGAAUUGUUCUUGGUGUGUAACCGUAUUUGUUUGCUAUUCGUACGAAUGUACCAUAUGGGAGUGAGUCACUUACUUUAAGUGACAACAUUUCAUGUAAAAUAAGAUGCCUCAUGUCGUUUGUAAGCCUUGUUUUACGUUAAUGUUGCUGUUCUAUUUGUUGUGCAUCAUUUUUUUGUGGUUCCUCGUCGGAACUGGAGCUUGACUCUGGAUCGUAUGCAUUUGAUCCAAAAUACCAAGCCCCCUCUACCUCAUCUUCAUCAUUUGAAGCCAUUACAAGGCUAAUGAUGUUGCUGGACAGUUGUUUUUGGUGGGAAUGAGGCUGCUGUUUGGGUUUAAUAUAGUUGCUGUGAGGCUGUUUGCUGGACUUUUGAUACUGUUUGCUGGACAAGUACUGUGAGGCUGCUGCUUUAUGCUUAAAUAAGAUGAUUAGAAAUUUGUAAGGUCAUUUUUUUGGAGAUUGUACUUGUAAUUGUUCAUUAUAUUAAUCCAUGUAUUUCUAAUUUGGCCAAUGCAAGGCCAAAUUAUGCUGUUUUGGAUGGCUGAAAAUUUUGUAUUUGGUCCAUGUACUUCUA
This is a messenger RNA of Amaranthus tricolor (Joseph's coat), 4706 nucleotides long. Its product is annotated as 2-dehydro-3-deoxyphosphooctonate aldolase 1. Gene Ontology annotation, biological process: monosaccharide biosynthetic process. Gene Ontology annotation, molecular function: 3-deoxy-8-phosphooctulonate synthase activity. The record is from RefSeq and is a predicted model, not a curated record. Lineage: Eukaryota; Viridiplantae; Streptophyta; Magnoliopsida; Caryophyllales; Amaranthaceae. Bases 454 to 1320 code for a protein of 288 amino acids. The transcript is spliced from 3 exons. Gene Ontology annotation, cellular component: cytoplasm; cytosol.